Molecule: messenger RNA, 1928 nt
Organism: Meriones unguiculatus (Mongolian gerbil)
Lineage: Eukaryota; Metazoa; Chordata; Mammalia; Rodentia; Muridae
Gene: Mettl8
Product: methyltransferase 8, tRNA N3-cytidine
Exons: 13
Coding region: 527-1690 (387 amino acids)
Molecular function (GO): tRNA (cytidine-N3)-methyltransferase activity
Source: RefSeq, a predicted model, not a curated record
GGGCGCUGCUUCAUCUGUGUUUCCCCCAAUCCCUUUCCGCCCUGGUGCUGGGGACUAACUGCCAGCUCCUACUUUGGCCCUGCGAGGUUCUGGCCACGUGUUCGGAGAGGUGUUGUGUCCAGUGGGACCCUCCAAAGGGAAUAAUAUAUGAAAUGAUUGCGUUGUUAUUGGACUGCCUAAGUUCAUGCAUGCCUGUGUGUGUAUAUGGGUGGAAGCCAGAGUUUGAAGCUGAAGUCUUCCUUGAUUUUUCUCUGACUUACUUUUGAGGCAGCACCUCUCAUCGAACCCAAUCUGUCCACCUCUGCUCCCAGGUUGCUGGGAUACAGCCCUCUUGGGAUGAUUGUCGGCAACUAUUGGUGAACUAUCCUGUUCACCAAGGAAGAAAAGGAACGUAUCCAGGUGGAAGCUAAGAAAUUAGUUCCUGACACAAAUGGGGAGCCAACCACCAACCAGGCUCAUAUAGAUACCGGCUUUCCCUUGCAGAGACCUACCUGGGACUACAACCCAGCAGCAGGUCCUGUUUAGGAUGAAUGUGAUUUGGAGAAAUUGCAUUUGUCUUCUGAGGCCAGGGAAGGGGCCACACAGAUGCCAGAGUGGUGCUCCCCCGGUGGCCCCUCUGGGGUCAAGGAUCUUAACUGACCCAGCCAAAGUUUUUGAGCACAACAUGUGGGACCACGUGCAGUGGUCUAAAGAAGAAGAAGACGCAGCUAGGAAGAAAGUAGAGGAAAAUUCAGCCACACGAGUGGCCCCAGAAGAGCAAGUUAAAUUUGAAAGUGAUGCUAGCAAAUUCUGGGACACAUUUUACCAAACACAUAAAAAUAAGUUUUUCAAGAAUCGUAAUUGGCUCUUGAGGGAAUUUCCUGAAAUUCUUCCUGAUGAUCAAACCACGAAGGAGAAGGAGAGAGAAGCAUCCUGGGAUCAAGUCAGAAACAACCUCUCAAGAAUUCCCGGAAUGGAAAGCCACUGUGGAGAGCAUUCCAUCUCGUCAGAACCCCGGAGCAAAGCAAGGUCUGACUCUGCCAAUCCAGACUUGGAAGAACACAGCAAACGGUCUGGGAAGGCAGAGCAAUUUCCCGGCAGCAAUGCCACUUUCCGAGUCCUAGAGGUUGGCUGUGGUGCUGGAAAUAGUGUUUUUCCAAUCCUGAACACCUUGCAGAACAUCCCAGGAUCCUUUCUUUAUUGCUGUGAUUUUGCCCCUGAAGCCGUGGAGCUCGUGAAGUCGCACGAAUCCUACAGCGAGGCCCACUGUUCUGCCUUCAUUCAUGAUGUGUGCGAUGGCAGCCUGGCCUACCCUUUUCCAGACGGGAGCCUGGACGUCGUUCUCCUCAUCUUUGUACUCUCUUCCAUUCACCCUGACAGGAUGCAAGCCGUUGUCCACCGACUGUCCAGGUUGCUGAAGCCUGGGGGAAUGAUAUUAUUUCGGGAUCAUGGAAGAUACGAUAAUGUUCAGCUUCGUUUUAAAAAAGGACGUUGUCUAUCUGAAAAUUUUUAUGUCCGGGGAGAUGGUACCAGAGCCUACUUCUUUACAAAAGGAGAAAUCCAUCACAUGUUCCACAAGGCUGGAUUACACGAAAAGCAAAAUCUGGUUGAUCAUCGCUUGCAAGUUAAUAGGAAAAAACAGAUGAAAAUACACCGAGUGUGGGUUCAAGGAAAAUUCCAGAAGCCGUUGCCCUGGACUGAAAGGAGCUGAAAUCAGCAUUUUCACUCUUUCUCCUGACUGAACUAUGUGUCAUGCUAAGAUAUGAAACCAGGGUGUGAUAAUGGUCAAAGGCUUCUUUCCCAAAGACGGGUAGAAGGGCAUUUGCAGCCCUGCUGGUCUGCUGUCUGUGCUCUUUGGGCAUUUUAAGUACACGGAAGUGACUUGACAGAAUGUUCUACCCUCCGUGUUCUCAGAACUGGAAAUAAAUGUUUGGUCUUGUUUCAUCUAA